AUGCGUUCUGAGUGGCGAGAAGUAGAGCACAUCACAUACCCAAAUGCCCGAACAAGGAUCCUCGGCGUUGUGCUGUCAGGGGAUGCCCGCUAUCUUGCAGUUGCGCAAGAAACUUGUGUCGACAUCUGGAACGUCAAGGUCAACAUGAAUCCUGAGCCCCUGGUUCAAUAUAGUUCGAAAGAGAACCGGAUUUCCUUCAUCGCAUGGUCGCAGAGAAGUCCACAACUUGUUAUAUCCUAUGAAGGAGGCUUGGUGUAUGUUAUCACGAUGAAGGAAAGGUCCUCGUCAAUUGAGGGUUUUCAUCACUCUGGUCAAACUCAGCAAACCAGGACGUUCUCUGUCUUCUUGCACAAGGAUCUUCUCGUAGUGGCUAUGGGCAAGGUGGUGGAGAUACGAGGUCAUCGUGAUCGAAAUGAUAGUAGUAAUAGCCCCCACUGGGAACUUCUGAAAACACUUCCGGCCCCACCCAUCGAUAAAUACCUUCCCAUCGGAGCUAUACAGUCAAUCCAUGCGAUGUCUCGAGAUCGUAUCUUGAUAUCAUACGAGAAUGGUGUUGCAGUAGACGAAAGCCUCUGGAGUAUUGUACACUCUGAUUCUCUCGAUUUUGAACAUGAAGAUACGAUGCUCAUACCAGGUGUAAUUAAUGAUGUUUGCCCAGGAAAAGGAACCGUCUUAGUGACUGUCGCUGGGACUUAUCAAAUCUUCGUUCUGGGAUCCGAAACAGCUCAGAAUAUCUUUGUCCCCUGCGAUCCUUUGUCAAAAACCCCACAAACCGUUUCAUGCACUAAAUUCAUCUCUGAGGAUCUGGUCAUUGGUUACAGAACCUCGUCUUUUGCAAUCAAGGUGAGGUGCUCUUCCAUCACUGCACUACUUCCUACAAUGCUUGUUCCAGAUACCUCAGUCCCUUGUGGUAUCAGUUCAGCCUACAAAAGCGAGGAAGAUUCUGGCUGGAUUGUCACUGUCCAUGAGAUUCCAGAUAGACACUCAUACGAGAUAGUUUUCUGGACAACAGCAGAUCUUCAAGAGGAUGCUACUGAACCUGAAAGCCAUGAUGAUUCACAGUGUACAACUUGCUAG
Messenger RNA from Lentinula edodes (shiitake mushroom), 1077 nucleotides. RefSeq lists its product as uncharacterized. The record is from RefSeq and is a predicted model, not a curated record. The transcript has 6 exons. NCBI's taxonomy places the organism in Eukaryota, Fungi, Basidiomycota, Agaricomycetes, Agaricales, Omphalotaceae. The coding region runs from base 1 to 1077 and encodes 358 amino acids. Gene Ontology annotation, molecular function: protein binding.